AUGCGCCAUGCCCUGCUGAGCUUCGCUUUGCUGAGCCUGGCCACAGUCUUUGGUGCCGGCGCUCAGCAGCCAAGUCUGGACACAGAGCAAAGCUUGGACGAUGUCUGGAUCUUCCCUGGACAAGCCUGGGUGGGUCACGCCCCGGCCGGCAGCCACUUCGCCCUCACAGACGAGUCACACCCGGCUUGGCUUCAGCUCGAAGCCAACGCGACCACGUUGGCCGCUGCUGCAAGCGUUCAGGCACACAUGGGUCAGGCCUUUGUGCAAGUUCUUGAUACUCAACAAACUGUGACAGACGUCUUUCGCAUCGCUCUUGGUGCAACCCCACUGCCAACAUCAUCCGGCACUAACUUUGCCUUGACCGUGCAAACCGGCUCUCCAUCGUCCCUCACGAUUACCGAGCUGGCGCAAUUCUUGCUGGGGCUUCAAGCCCAAGUGGACGCCGAGCUUGGCUCCUCUGAAGCUCUCAAAGUACUCUACCAAGGCCAGCGCGUUGUUACUCUCCAAGCCCGCUACAUGGCGGAGGGCAAUGCUGACAUGCGCGCGGUCGCGCUUGACCUGCAAGUCAUCUCCACACUGUCUCUCAACACGGCACGCGUGGUUGUAUCGGAUGCCUUGCCCACGUUGGCCAGCCAACUUAACCGAGGUUUCUGGUUCGAUCAUAUGCACGUAGCAUCAGCUGAAGCAACGCCAACUCCAGAGCCUGAACCAGCCAUCCAAGGCGUCCCCUUGAUGCAGUUUCUACCCGUUCCCACCAACGUGGCCCGUGUUCGCCGCGCUGACCCCAUCACAACCACGAAUGCUCCUACCACAACCGGGGGGGACGCCCCCAUUGACAUGGUCCUCGUCAUCGAUGGCUCGGGCAGUAUGGGCCAUGCAGCAUAUAAUCGUUCCCUAGACAACGCAGCCGCCUUGGUGUCGCGUCUAGCCCUGGCGAGCUCUAAUAUCCGCGUGGCAGCUGUUGAACUCAAGGGCACGCCAAUCACCAUCUUUGAUUUUGACGAGUAUUCUUCAACCAACGAUAUGCGCAAUGCAUUUCUGGCUCACAAGAGCCGAUACGUUGAGAACCGAGGCAGCAAUGUCGCUGGCACGUUGGAUUUCAUCCGGAGCGAGAUUCUCGUUUCCAACAAAGGUCAUCGCCUUUUUGCCGACAUCCCGACCAUUAUUUUUACGGAUGCGCGUGCAUCGCAAUCUGACAUCUUUAUCGAAGAAGCUGCACAGCGCUUGCGCAGCGUUGGGGGUCGCCUUUUCGUGUUUGGCAUCGAUAUCAAUACUGAAGCACAGGAGCAGCAACUACUUUUUAUCGCGGGCUCGAACGAAGGUGUGCUGAAUCUGACCGCAUUCGAGGCCAGCCAGGUUUCCAAUGAUGAGGCAAGCAUUGAGUUUAUGAUGCAGACAAUUCUCGAUACAAACAUCAGCGCGAAUCCAACCACGCUGCCCGCAAUGGAUUCUCUGUGCAACAAUUCGGUGGACGUUGUCUUUGUACUGGAUACGCUGGACUCUGCCACCAACUCUAUCGGGUCCAAACGAGACUUACUGGCUGAUCUCGUUGAUGAUUUGCGCCUUCGCCAUGAUCAGACGAGGGCUGCCGUGCUUGUGGACGAGGGGAGUCCACGCAUUGUCUUUGGCCUUGAUCAGUACGACAGCAGUGCCGGUGCUUCUCGAACCAUUCACAAUGGCCCGCUACUCGCCACAUCGACGAUCAACACCAGUGCCAUUCCAGCCUUUAUUGAUAAUACGUUUGGUUCGGCAUUUCGUGCAAACGUAUUACGCGUAGUCGCGUGGGUCUUGCCAAGCGAUGCUGAAACAGAUUCCUUGGUCGUGCAAGCGUCGCUCGAGAAUUUGGCCCUGCGCGGUUACACGGUUGUUGUCUUGGUGGCAUCGGAUACAGUUUUGGAUGUGUCUGAACUCCCGGUGUCCCGCUUUGAUCCCAAUGAUGAAACUUAUGAUGCAAUGAAUGUCGUUGACUUGGGAAUCUGCGAUCAGGCGAUUGUGGCCACCACACCGUCGAGCACCGUGCUUCCAACACCGACCAUCUCCGUUGGUCUCAGCAGCACAAUUGUGCCUACCCCCACCAUUACAAGCUCGAGCAUUGGGUUGACAACAUCAUCUCUAGCUAGCACGAGUACCUCAACCUUGUUGAGCAGUAGCUCCGCCAUGUUGUCAUCGACACUCCAGCCGGUGAGCAGCACCAGCAGCGUUGCGCCAUCAAGCACCAGCAUUGUCGUAUCCCCCAGCCCCAGCGCCACGGUCGUGCCACAGUUCUGUGACUUUACCGAGCAGGACGUGGUCCUCGUGCUGGACAUGUCCGGAAGCGUGGAUGUAGCUGACUACAACCGGAUGCUGCAGGUGGCGCGCGCCACCAUCAACAGCCUGCCCAUCAAUGAGGGCCUGGUUCGAGCUGCUCUAGUCUUGCUCAAGGGCACGCCGAGUAGCCCGGUCUCGCUGGCUCAGGGCACAAGCCGCGAGGCUUUGCUGGACGGCGUGGACAACCUCGUGUACUCGAGCACACGUCCGUCUGCCGCGGCUACCACGUUGGCGUACGUGCGUGAGACGGUGCUGACGGCAGCCAACGGAUAUCGCGGGGGGCAGGCCACAGUGCUGCUGUUUACGGAUGGUGACUCGCAGGAGCCGUUUACGCAGGUUGAGGCGGAGGCUCAACAGCUCCGCGCCCUGCCUGGCGGCGUGAAGAUUGCCACAGUGGGCUUCCCUGUGGAUCCUGUGGCCAGUUCGGAGAUUGACGUGGACACGCUGGCAGCGUUGACGGGAUGCGUUCCUUCGGGACCUGUUUUGCGUCGUACUCACCAGCACUGUGGCGCCGACCUCAAGCUAUGUGGCCAGCACUUUUGCUCCCUCGUCAUCUUUUGUGGCCUCAACCUUCGCGCCAUCGUCGACCUCCUUCCAGCCCUCCAUCAUCUCCAGCACCUCUUCCGUGGCCCCUUCCCCGAUUUCAUCGAUUGCGCCGGUGUCCUCUUCGGUGUUGCUCACCCCGACCGUUUCAUCGUCAUACGCGAUCUCUUCGUCUCUACUGACGGCAACGCCUUCAGUCAGUUUGUCGCCAAGUACAAGCGCCACGGCCACAGCCAGCCCGCAGUCAAGCUUCUCGGUUACCUCAAGCGUCGAUCUGACUGCCACGCCGACGGCUUCCAGUAUUUUCUCAACCAGCGUGUCACUUUCGGCCACGCCAACGGUGUCCUCGACCCCAGUCUCGAUUCCCAUCUCCAGCUCCAGUACACUGUUGUCGUCGUCGAUCCCGUCAAGCCUUUCCAGCUCAAUUACAUCCAGCCCAUUGGUGACACCGUCAGCAUCCACCUCGAGUGUCUUUGCCACUUCGUCUUUGUCGCCCACGACAACAUUGCCUGCGCCUUCCUCGACCGUUUCCUCAAAUCUGGGUUCAUCCGCUACUUCAGUGGUUCCGAGUGCAAGCACGUCGACAUCCAUUCAACCUUCAACUUCAGUGGCCGCCUCAGUUUCAACCUCGGCGUUUUCCUCAGUUUCGGUGUCAUCUUCUUUGGGUUCAUCGGCCUCCAUGACGGCUUCGAGCAGCUCGUUUGCUUACUCGUCUGUGGUGCCGUCCACCGCCUCGCUUUCACCGUCGGCAAGCGCGACGGCUUCUUCAGGAUUCAGCAGUACCGUGACUACAUCGGCAUCUUCCAGCUCAGGAUUUUUGUCAUCGACGGUGACCUCCAUGCAUCGAGCAGUGCAUCUGCAACACCGACAACCUCUAUCGCACCCUCGGCCUCGGCCUCGCCCACGGCGUCUCCCUCGCCCUCGGCCUCGCCAACGCCAACGCCAACGCCAACCCCUGUGCUAUCGCGGCCUUUCCUGCUCAAUGCUUUGCCACGAGACUUGGUGGCGCCCGUACCUGCUGGCGUCUUCUCCUAUCAAGUGCCAGAUGACACGUUCUGGGAUCCUGAGGAUGGCUUUGCAUUGUCGUUUAAUGUGGCCUCUUUUGGCCCAGCUGCCAACUGGCUGCAGUACGUGGACGCAAUGCGCACCUUCUUUGGCGCCCCAACGGCUGAGGAGGCUGGAGCGUACGCAUAUCAACUGACUGCGGUUGACUCUGACGGUUUAGUGUCUGAUCCCACACAUUUGUUGGUUGUGGUGCCUGUGGACACGACCGUGGACAGCGUGCUUGAGGUGGAAAUGGAGAUAACAACGGCCGGUUCCGGGGAGGCAGCCCCCAACUCACGCCGCCGCGCUGAUUGCACCACGACCUUGUCGCCUCUGGAUCGCGUGGCUCUACUCGAGGCUGCAGAUGACGUGGUGCCCGCGGCCGAUUUUGCAAUUCAGUCGAUUGAGACGAUUGAAACGGCAGGUGGUUGCGGGCUCAUCGAAAACUCGGCCGCACGCCUACAAGAGGCCGUUAAUGCGGUCAGCAGCAACCCAUUGGUGAUUGAAUCUGUGGAAGCUGUGGUAGAGGAAUGUCAAGUUUUGGCAGCACCAACACCUCGAAGCGCGGCCGAACGGGAUCUGCGGUCAUUUGCCGUGCCAUUUAUCGCAAUUGCCAUGGUGUUGUUGCUGGCCUGUAUUCUUCUCUUUGUGGUUUUGCGGCGAGUGCGCACCAAGGGCGAGACCGAUGCGCUGUUCGGUCCUCGUAAACCCGUCUUACUACCCACCGAUCGAAAUCUGCCUCGCAACGAGAUUGCGACGACUUCACCCAAGCUGCUGGCAUCUGGUCCUUGGGGUUACGAUGCUGUUGGCACGGACAUAUUUGCUUCGGAAGGUGAUGAACCAGCGGCUCCCCAACCGUCAGCUACGCACAAAAGCAAGGAGCUGUUUGGAAGCGCCCCACCUUAUCGUCCGCCUCCGGCCUAUCCCUCGGCUCUCUAUUCGGAGGACGGUGGUCCCUUUGAGUCCGUAGGAGGAAUGAAUGAACAAUAUGGACCGGAUAUGAUCACGACCAUCACGACAACGACAACGACGACAACCCAGUAUGGCGCCUUCAAGCCGGCUCCCCCGUACCUGGAGCCCCCAGACUACGCCACUGCUAUGAGCGACCCAACUGAGGGUUACGAGGAGCCAGCACUGACCCGCUUUGCGGCUGCCAAUGACCCCAGCCGGCCAAGCGGUCGGUAUGGACUUCCUCGCGGUUCGUCUCGAUAUGAAGAAGAAUAG
Messenger RNA from Monosiga brevicollis MX1, 5118 nucleotides. RefSeq lists its product as uncharacterized. NCBI's taxonomy places the organism in Eukaryota, Choanoflagellata, Craspedida, Salpingoecidae. Gene Ontology annotation, molecular function: laminin binding; calcium ion binding. Gene Ontology annotation, biological process: muscle attachment; morphogenesis of an epithelium; nerve development. Bases 1 to 5118 code for a protein of 1705 amino acids. The transcript is spliced from 15 exons. Gene Ontology annotation, cellular component: dystroglycan complex; sarcolemma. The record is from RefSeq and is a predicted model, not a curated record.